AACUUCUCCCGAUUAAGAUCUGACAAGCAAUAUAAAUAUAUAUUUUUCUCUCAACAAAUUCAACAAUAUGAACCGAAACGUCAAUAAACAAUCGAAAAACAGACAAGAACCACAUAAAGUUGUAAAGAAAUGUUCGGAGUGCGAGAAAGAGAUACCUGUUGCAUGCAAGACAUGCCCAAUGUGCAAGGCUACAGUAGUUUCCAACAGGACUCAUAAACUUUCAAAAUCUUCAGAUACCGAAGAAAAAGAUUCAGAGUCCAAAAUAAGAAGAACUGAGAGGAUCCGAAGAGAGAGGCCUGACUUCUUCAAUGCCUUAGAAGUGGAAAACAAAUUUAAGACAAGAAGGAAGCGAAAGGAGAGUACAGAAGCCGGCAGACUGACCAGCCAGACGAGCGUAUCCAGUACGGGAGACGGUGAGGGGAUGGAGGAGGGGGAAACACCGAAGAAAAGACGAGGGCGACCCAGAAGUGUGGCCAUGUCAGACAUGUUUGAUAAAAUGUCUGAGAGCAAGUCCCCGCCUGUAGAGGAAGAGGACUGGUAUGGCCACCUGCCACAAGAGAAGCUGUGGCAAUACCAGAUCAUCCUAGCAGAGAUCAACAGGAAGAUCUCCACACAGACCUUCAACCCCAUGUGAUGGAGGCGGGAGGACACGUGUGUAUGUGAUGGAGGCGAGAAGACAUGCAUGUUUGUGAUGGGGGUCUUUGGUGUGUGGGAUAACACAACUUUGGGGGGGGGGGCUAGAUGCAUAUAAUAUGGACACACAUGUUGUUAAAGGCUAAGAUCCAGUAUUGGACAAAACGAUGAAACAUGGAGCUAAUUUGGGAAGGGAAAUAGACCUUAAGGAAAAUGUGAUGGAGGCGGGUGGGCCACAUGUGUUUAUGUCAUAGGGGUGUCAUGGGGAUAUGGACACACAUGUUGUUAAGGGCCAAGAUCCAGUAACCGACAAAAUGGUAAUUAAUGGAGCUUAUUUUGGAAUGGAAAUAGACCUUAACGAAAAUGAGUAAAAUAAAUUGUUCAAAAUUGAAAUGUAGUAGAAUAGACACUCCAUAUGUAUUUUUAUAAUGCAAACAGGACUACACUUCCAAACAUUGAAAGCCUAUAUGCCUUAAUAAUGAGGAGCUGCAAAAAACACUUUUUAUGCUCCACGAAAAUAUUUUCGGUGGAGCAUAUAGUUGCCAGUUUGUAGUUCCGUUAUUCCUUACUUCCUUUCGUCACACUUUAACUACCGUUUCUCAUAGCGCCUUCAAUACUUUACCAAUAGCUUUCAUAUUUGGCAUGUACACAUGUAGGUACCUUGCAUGGACCUCUACCUUUUGAUGAGGUUUGAGGUCACUGGGGUCAAGGUCAAGGUCACUGAGGCUAAUAAUAGACUUCCUUCUGUCACACUUUUGCUACCGUUUCUCAAAGUGCCUUCAAUAUUUAACCAAUCGCUUUCAUAUUUACCAUCUAGAUACCUUGCAUGGACCUCUACUUUUUGAUGAGGUUUGAGGUGACGGGGGUAAAGGUCACCGAGGCUAAUAAUAGACGUCCUUCUGUCACACUUUUGCUACCAUUUCUCAUAGUGCCUUCAAUACUUAACCAAUCGCUUUCAUAUUUACCAUCUAGGUACCUUGCAUUGACCUCUACCUUUUGAUGAGGUUUGAGGUCACUGGGUCAAGGUCACCAAGGCUAAUAAUAGAUUUUUUAGAUGUUUAUUAACACAUACAUUGACAAAGCGCAUCAUUGGGGAGCAUCCAUCAGUUUCACUGAUAUACUUUUUAACAAUAGCAAAGAACCAAAAAUAGCUAUAUGCUCUUAAUUUUGGAAUAUAAAUUUGGAUAACAAUUAUAUAAAAACAUUUGUGAAUAAACAAAUAUGCUUUGAAUAACAGAUGUUCUGUUUGAAAUUCAAAUGAAAGACAAUAGUGCCAAGUGAGAUUAAAAGUUUGCCUCUCACGAUGACCCUGAAAACUAGAUAAAAAGUGGAAGUUUUUAACAUUUAAAUUUUAAAAUGCUUCUGCAAAGUGAUUAUCUGUUCUUUAAUCUAGAAUGUCUGUUUUUGAAUUCACUGAAAAUUCCCCAUUUGUUUCUGCAUCAACCCAUGUGCAAUAGAUCUCAAAUUUUAUCAUGUAAAGCAUUGCAAAGAUAUUUGUGACAGAUGAAUCAUUAUGUUGUCUUGAGUUGUCUUGAAUUAUGUAAACUGUUUUGUUUUAAUUUUAUCUUUAUUUCUGUAUACUUUUGUAAUAAAUACAUCUUUAUUGUGGCUAUUAUUUUGUGAGAUGUGAGAUGAAUUUAUGUUCGAUUAAAUUCAGUUAAUUGGCUUUCUAGACUAUAAAGUAUGGAGCCUUGAUUUGAAAGUGACAGUAAUCAUUGUUUGUCAAUACAAUUGAAACUGAAAUUGUAAUAUUUAUGACAAUUACUUUUUUUACAGUUUGUUUUUGACACUUGUUAUGUGUUUGCAGGAUGACGAGGAUCAUAAUGACAUAUUGUUGGGAUUUUUGUAAAUACAAUAUUCAUGUUGUAGCAUUUAAAGAAAGGAAUUAAGAUUUAUUGUUUAGUCAUUUUACGUUGUCAAUUACUUGAAUACAUCUUUUAUGCAAAGGAUUAUUUGUAUAAUACAAAUAAAGAAAAAUAUGUAUUUAUAUUUGAACACA
Messenger RNA from Dreissena polymorpha, 2632 nucleotides. Its product is annotated as UPF0547 protein C16orf87 homolog. Lineage: Eukaryota; Metazoa; Mollusca; Bivalvia; Myida; Dreissenidae. The transcript has 5 exons. The record is from RefSeq and is a predicted model, not a curated record. Bases 68 to 634 code for a protein of 188 amino acids.